Messenger RNA from Acaromyces ingoldii, 2684 nucleotides. Its product is annotated as Metallo-hydrolase/oxidoreductase. The record is from RefSeq and is a predicted model, not a curated record. Gene Ontology annotation, molecular function: 5'-3' exonuclease activity; RNA binding; RNA endonuclease activity. Gene Ontology annotation, cellular component: mRNA cleavage and polyadenylation specificity factor complex. NCBI's taxonomy places the organism in Eukaryota, Fungi, Basidiomycota, Exobasidiomycetes, Exobasidiales, Cryptobasidiaceae. The transcript has 4 exons. Gene Ontology annotation, biological process: mRNA 3'-end processing by stem-loop binding and cleavage. Bases 143 to 2611 code for a protein of 822 amino acids.
CUUCCUGUUCUCGUCCUCCUCUUCAGUCGCAGCAGUACAUUGAGCAGAUUUGUUCAUCUCGUCUUGAAGACGAAAGGAGCACCCACUGUAGGUGGCAGGAGGGGUAGUGCCUGGGAAUACAAGUACUUUGAUUAAUAGAGCCAUGGCGAUUCUCACUGCCGGCGGCGAUGGCUCCGACGAGCUUUCGGUCGAGAUGCUGGGUGCCGGUCAAGAGGUCGGCAGAAGCUGCUGCGUCCUCAAGUACAAAGGCAAAGUCGUCGUGUGCGAUGCCGGCGUGCAUCCGGCCUUUCAAGGCAUAGCUGCGCUUCCGUUCAUUGAUGAGCUUGACUGGAGCACCGUCGAUGCGCUUCUGAUUACCCAUUUCCACCUUGAUCACGCCGCUAGCCUGACCUACAUCAUGGAGAAGACCAACUUCCGCGAUGGCAAGGGCAAGGUUUACAUGACGCACCCCACAAAGGCCGUCUAUCGCUUCCUCAUGUCGGACUUUGUGCGCAUGUCAAAUGCCGGCAACGACGACAAUUUGUUCGACGAGACAGAAAUGCUGGCCAGCUGGAGGCAGAUUGAGACGGUCGACUAUCAUCAGGAGGUUAGCGUCGGCGGUGGCUUUCGCUUCACGCCGUACCAUGCUGGACACGUACUGGGCGCUUGCAUGUUCCUCAUCGAGAUCGCAGGACUCAGGAUCUUGUACACGGGGGACUUUAGCCGAGAAGAGGACCGCCACCUCGUGCAGGCAGAGGUACCACCUGUGCGACCAGACGUGCUCAUCAGCGAGAGCACCUACGGUGUUCAGAGCCUCGAGCCGCGGCUAGAGAAGGAAGAGCGCUUUACCAACUCGGUCCAUCAGAUUGUCCAGCGGGGUGGGAGAGUAUUGCUUCCCGUCUUUGUCCUGGGAAGGGCACAAGAGCUGCUACUGCUCCUCGACGAGUACUGGUCUCAGCAUCCGGAGCUGCACUCGAUUCCCAUCUACUACGCCUCCUCGCUUGCGCGCAAGUGCAUCAGCAUUUACCAGACAUACAUCCACACGAUGAACGAGCACAUUCGCUCGCGCUUCAAUCGCCGCGACAAUCCUUUCGUCUUCAAGCACGUCUCCAAUCUGAGGAGUCUGGAGAAGUUCGAGGACAAGGGGCCCUGCGUCAUGAUGGCCAGUCCAGGCUUUAUGCAGAGUGGCGUGAGUCGACAGCUGUUGGAGCGAUGGGCGCCUGACCGGCGAAAUGGCCUCAUCGUGACGGGCUACUCGGUCGAAGGAACCAUGGCUCGCAACGUCAUCAAGGAGCCCGAUGAGAUCCUCUCGCUGGCUGGGCAGAAGAUUCCCUUACGAAUGUCGGUCGACUACAUAUCCUUCUCUGCCCAUGUCGACUUUACGCAGAAUUCACGCUUCAUUGAUGAGGUCAAGGCGCAACAUAUUGUGCUCGUCCACGGCGAGCAGAGCGCUAUGAACAGGCUCAAAGUCGCUCUACAGAAUCGCUUUGCCAAUCGAAACGAGGACGUCAAGGUACACACCCCAAGGAAUUGCGAGGUGCUCAAGAUCAAGUUCAAAGGAGAGCGCAUGGCAAAAGCCAUCGGUUCAAUCGCAGAGAAGCCGCCGAAACCUGACUCGUUCCUAGACGGCCUCCUGAUCUCAAAGGAUUUUGCCUACACCAUUCUCGACCCUAAGGACUUGGCUGACUUCACUGGUCUCAAUAUGUCAACGAUCAUCCAACGCCAGCGCAUCUCGCUCCAUGUGGCCUGGUCACUUGCGCGGUGGCAUCUCGAAGGCAUGUACGGACGAAUCGCUGAGGGUGUCGAUCUCGAAGGUCGGCGGACGAUGCGCAUCAUGGAUGUGCUCGAUAUCAAGCAGAGCGCCACAACGAGGCAUGAACUUGUCCUCGAGUGGGCGAGCAGCGUGGCAAAUGACAUGAUUGCCGAUUCCGCCGUCGCGCUUUUGCUUGGCAUCGAUUCGAGCCCGGCCUCGGUCAAAAUAACCUCACAGGGCCACUCUCAUGAGCAUGAGAAUGGCCACAACGAGUCGGCCGGAGACGAUCAACGGCUGUCCAGUGACCAUCCUCACUGCUCACGAUCCUCUACGGCCUCACUCACGAGAGUUGAGCAGCUCGUCGCAUUCCUUGAGGCUCACUUUGGCGAAGUAGAGGAGGUCAUGGUGGGAAAGGAUGACACUUCAGACGACGCGGAGAUGGAAGAACCCAAGCAACAGCAAGAGGUGAAGCAGGAACAAGAAGGCGAGAUCACCGUCAAAAAGGAAGAGGACGGCGACGAAGUCAUGUCUCGCGAGGAAGGGGAGAGGAGCAACGAUACCUCGGUGCCUGCACCGAUGCAAGAAGACACACCGCUGCCAUCGAUCGAGUCUACCAUCACAGGUCCACCAAGACUGGCUCUGAGAGUCACUCUGGAUCGUGACAGCGCCAUCCUUGAGCCGGAGUCGUUGACCGUCUUCUCGAGGUCGAUCGCUCUGCAAGCAAGGGUCGAGCACCUUGCAAAGCUUGCAGUCCAAGCUCAAGCCCCCAUCGCAGAUUCAUUCUUGCUCGAACCCGCCAUCACAGCUGAGCUGUUCCAAGGAGGUCAUGUGCCACCCAUCGAGCCGGCGUCUUCAUCACAAGCACUUUCUGUACCAUAGCAACCCCUCUUUAGAAUCUACAUCAGCCUUCACGGAACAUGACCUCACCACGUCCUCAGUCAUGAACAUCUCU